UGUGUGUGUGUGGCGGGCGGGGGCUGGGCCUUCCCGCCGAGGGGGAGCCCUACACUCCGGCUCUCGCCCAGCGUCCCGGUGCCGCGAUCGUCGUUUCGGCCACAGCCACCACAUGGGUUUUCUACCUUGGUGAAGGAAUACUGGACAAGUUGUGACUUGAAAGCUGCUUUUAGGAUGUCUGAAGAUGACGAAAAAGUUAAACUGCGUCGAAUUGAACCUGCCAUUCAGAAAUUCAUUAAAGUGGCAAUUCCAACAGAUUUGGAAAGGUUAAGAAAACACCAAAUAAACAUUGAGAAGUAUCAGAGAUGCAGGCUCUGGGACAGAUUGCACGAAGAGCACAUUAACGCAGGACGGACAGUUCAGCAACUCCGUGCCAAUAUGAGAGAAAUGGAGAAGCUCUGUUUGCGAGUGCGACAGGAAGACAUCCCAAUUCUGCAGAGGAUGAUAAAUCCUGUUAAAGAGGAAGCUUCAUUUGCUAUAAAAGACUUCCUGCAGCUCCAUUCUGAAUCUGCAGAAGAACUUAAAAGGCAACUUGAAGGACAGGAGGAUACCUCUUUAACCAGAUCUGCAACUGUAGGAGGAGAAACUUUAUAUAACACAGAAGUGAAGGAUGGCUCCCAAAGUUUCAUCCAGAUCUCUUCCCGCCUUCCCGAAAUACCUCAGGAAGAAAACGCAGCUGAGUCCUGGGAGACUUUAGAAGGGGACUUGGUUGAACUUAAUCAGUUGGUGACUGACUUUUCUCUCUUAGUCGGUGCUCAGCAGGAGAAGAUUGACAGGAUUGAAGACCAUGUCAACACUGCUGCUGUGAAUGUUGAAGAGGGAACCAAAAACUUGGGGAAGGCUGCGAAAUACAAGCUGGCAGCUCUGCCCGUGGCAGGUGCAGUCAUUGGAGGAGUGGUGGGGGGUCCUAUUGGCCUCCUUGCAGGCUUCAAAGUGGCAGGAAUUGCAGCUGCACUUGGUGGUGGGAUUUUGGGUUUCACAGGUGGAAAAUUGAUACAAAAAAGAAAACAAAAAAUGAUUGAGCAGGUCUCUUCCAGCUGUCCAGAGCUUUCUUGCCAAAGUGCCAAAAAAUCCAGCUGAAGUAGAGAUUCAUUAUGACUAGGAACAAAGGUGUAGUAGCCACGUUAAUGACAGACUUUCAACCCUACGCUUUAAAUAAUAGGCCGAGUUGCGUGAGGGAUGAGAACAGUCACGGCAGAGUUUCUUGCUACAUGCAGGGACAUCAGUCCUUUGAAAAUUAUGUGCAUAAUUUUUAAUUAGAGAACUUUUUGGUGAGCUGUAUGCACAGCUGUAAUGAUGGGUGACAGGUGCUUCGUGCCAAAUUUGCACAAAGUGUCUUGCAGACACUAGAAAGAGGAGGAUCUGGAAAACCCCAGUGCUUUGCCAUGAAGCUGGAGCUUUUAUAAUACUGCUUUUAUUAAAGGAAAUAAGCUUCAUUGCUCUUUCCUCUUCCUUUUGUUUAUCUGGAUUCCCAAACUCCUCCUGUGUGUAUUCCCAGGAUAAGACAAUGUCCAUUCAGUAACACAAGGGAAGCGUUAGCUGCCACAGGGACAGGUGAAAAUGUUGAGUGAGCAAUGUGGAAAAAGCCCUUCUCUAUAUCCCACUUCUGCCUGCCAGACAAAUCAGAUCAGCAGCACAAGCAGUUUUCCCCUUUUUUUCAGGUACCUUUUUUUAACAAGGAAGUGUAAAGUCCUCCUCUUUUCCAAAGUGUAGUUAAAGAAUUGAAGUCAAAGCAGCAAUGCUGUAGGACUGCUGCUAGAGAAUGAUAAUUCUCCAUGGGUAUUCCACUCUUGACUUGCUGAGAACACUAUAGUGGAUGAAGUGCCAAGCUUUGACACUCUGAGCCUGAAGCCUCAGCUUACUUAAGCAGCACUUACUGCUAGAUGUUGUCCUUGCUUUUCAUCUGUCACUAGCAGCCCUCUGAGUGCCAAACAGCUUCCCUGGGAAGCAGUGCCACAGGCAGGCCCAGUCACUAGUAGUCUUUAUGGAAGAAGGCAGACGUGGUGAAGCAACCAGGCCUUUUAAACGGUGGCAGCAUCAGCUGACAGCCCCAAACGGUGGGACUGGUUUGAAAACAUCAACCUGAUACAGUUCACAGUAACCAAACUCUGCUUGUUUGGGUCAGCAGCACACCUCCUGCACGCUGUUCACUCCUGAAACUGCUCCUUCCACCCACUCAGGUUCUCAGCCUUUUCAAGAGCCUGGUCCAUGCUGUGGAGCCUGUAUGGGGUAAGAGGCUGUUGGUGUUUUUGUAGUGGAUCUCUAUUACCAGCCAUCUUUUGCUGUUUAAGAAGCCUUUUGCUUCUGAAACAGGCACAUUAAAUGUAAUAUGUUUUGUCACCUAACUGUACACCUGUCACCUAAUCUACUCUUCAGCACAUGGUCCUACCUCCAUCCUUCCAGGACAGUUCCCACACUAUUGCUGCUGCCGUUCAGGAGAACAGAAACUGAGAUUAGGAAGCUGCUUUUAAAUUUUUUUUUGAUUGUUCAAUUCACCCUGAGCUCUGCUAGAGUCCAGUUUCAUGAGUUGUGAACACUGAAGUCAGUGUCCAGAUGAGGCUCCCUAACAGGGAAGACUGAGGAAGCAUGCUAUAGGUGGAGCUUCUCUUUCUUAGCCAGGACUUUGAUACCAUCAUUGGAGAUAGCUGUCUGCAAAGCUGAUAGGCUUUUGUGCCUAGAGACUUCUGUAAGCAACUGUUAGUUACAGCACAAACAUCUUUUUUCUGAACAGUUCUUCCUCAUUACUUUUUACAUCUGAUUGAAACUGCUGUCAGACAGAGCACUGUGUCUAUCUGGAGUAGAUCUGAGGCUCAGGGAUGCAAUGUGUGCAAAAAUAGUUUUCACAAGUCCUUGUGAAGGUUGUCAAAACUGCAUCUGUUAAAGCCACAGUGCCUACAUCUGUAACAUCAGCUGGAGUGGAAAACAUGACCCAAGUAAUUCAGAUCAUUUGCUCCUGUCAAGCAAAUGCUUUUCUUUAAAUGCACUUACUUCAGCUGUAAGCACAUUUAAUGAGCCGGUAACGAUUUCAUUCUUAGUGUUCAUUCCUGUGAGAUGUAAUUGCUGCGGUUGAAGGAAGAAACUAAGAAAAAGCAUUCUUACUCAGAAACUGCUCCCUCCUUUGUAUUUUAAGAAGCACAUUCUCCUUCCCUACUGUGUGCCCUACUCACCACACCUACCACUCUGACUUCUUCAGACCCAAACCUUGUGUGGUGAUGACAUUGUAACCCAGGGCACGGCAAAGCCCUGCUUCCCCCUGGACUGAGCAGGGCCUGCUCGUUAAAGAAGUUAACAGUGGAAAAAGUCCUGUGAAGGUGGCACAGGUGUCUCCUGAAUUAAUUUUGUCGUUGUGUGACCAUGCCCAUUCUACCUUCCCAGUAUGUAAAAAGGAUAACAGCAUAUUGAUCAGUGUGCAUCCACCAUGAAGACCUCGUGGGCUCUGCACUCACCAACUCUGCACCACUCCUGCCAGACAUCCCUGGAAUGGAGAGUGGUGAUCUCUCUCUCUGUCUUUCUUGUCCCUCUUCUUUUUUCUGCUCUGACAAACUAGAACUCACUUCCUCUUUCCUCUCUUUCCCUGCUCCUUUCUACUGUUUCAUCCUUAGGGCACAAGAGCCCAAAAGCUAGCAGAAGCAGCUCCUUGAGUGCAGAACUCACCAGCUGUCUGCUGGUAGUUCACCUUCAUUUACUCAAGAGGGGAUUUUCCAACCUAGCACAAUACUCCAUGCCGCCCAGGCUAGCUUGGUCAGUGGCACAUGACACCACAUCAGAGACAGUGUUGGACUCUGCCCUCUCCCAGCAAGUUGGGACUAAUGCCAAGACAAUCUGAACUCAUAGAAAUGAAUUCCUAUCACAGCUUCUUCAAGUCCAGCUUGGUAGGCACUCAUUCUUUGGAGUGUCUAGCACAAAAACGGUUCUUACUCUGUGUGUUUUUAAGGAAGCAAUUUCAAGACACUGUGUAAACACUGGACUUAAGACUAUAAUUUAAGCUGCGUUAUUUAAAACAGGUUGGUUAUUUACCUGUGUGAAAAACAUGGGCACCUGAGUAACCAAACUAGCAUUUAACUUAUUAGGCAUGUUAGAAGAAAUACAAGCAAUAAAUAAUUCUUUCAGACCAAAUAAAAGCUUUCACAUAUGGGA
This is a messenger RNA of Pogoniulus pusillus (Red-fronted tinkerbird), 4137 nucleotides long. It is a transcript of the gene STX17, whose product is annotated as syntaxin 17. The record is from RefSeq and is a predicted model, not a curated record. The transcript has 8 exons. NCBI's taxonomy places the organism in Eukaryota, Metazoa, Chordata, Aves, Piciformes, Lybiidae. The coding region runs from base 175 to 1080 and encodes 301 amino acids. Gene Ontology annotation, molecular function: SNAP receptor activity; SNARE binding. Gene Ontology annotation, cellular component: endomembrane system; autophagosome membrane; SNARE complex. Gene Ontology annotation, biological process: vesicle fusion; vesicle-mediated transport; intracellular protein transport.